AUGGGCGACAAACCCCAGAGCUGCCUCGUCCCUUAUGUGGACAUCGAUAAAGUGCCCGCCGAGUUGGCUGCUGCCAUUACUCGUCUACCUUACAGACGAAACAUCUUUUACCUGCUGGGUCACUCCCAUGGAGCAUUUCCCCCUCUGAUGAGCACGUAUGCCUCCUUUUUCGAUGGCAACAAGCGCACCUUGCCGCUGUUGGACUGGCAACUGGUUGUAUUACGCAUCUCGGCCACUCUAGAUGCUGAGUACGAGUGGGAGGUCAACAGCCCCGUGGCGCGAAUCAACGGUAUGCCUGAGAGCAAACUUGACGCACUGAGAGCGACCGCACGGAAAGGUCAGGCCGUGGUGGACGCAGAACAAGAGUUCUCAGUCCGCGAUAAAGCCAUCCUGGCGCUAGUAGACGAGCAACUUGACACGUACAACAACACCGAGGAAACCGUGGAACACGCAAAGACACUGCUCAGCGUCGAAGAGCUGGUGGAAGUUUACAUCGUAAUUGGCCUCUACGUACUCAUUGCACGCAUCACAAAGGGUCUUCGCAUCGACCUGGACGGGGAAAUUCCAGGUCUUGAAGAUAGCUUGAAGAAGGUAGUCACCGAGUGA
Messenger RNA from Colletotrichum truncatum, 606 nucleotides. RefSeq lists its product as uncharacterized. NCBI's taxonomy places the organism in Eukaryota, Fungi, Ascomycota, Sordariomycetes, Glomerellales, Glomerellaceae. The record is from RefSeq and is a predicted model, not a curated record.